Podarcis raffonei (Aeolian wall lizard) is the source of this 19229-nucleotide messenger RNA. RefSeq names its product mucin-5B-like. Gene Ontology annotation, cellular component: extracellular matrix. The record is from RefSeq and is a predicted model, not a curated record. The coding region runs from base 37 to 18726 and encodes 6229 amino acids. The transcript has 51 exons. NCBI's taxonomy places the organism in Eukaryota, Metazoa, Chordata, Lepidosauria, Squamata, Lacertidae. Gene Ontology annotation, molecular function: protein binding.
GCAGGCUGAGUACCUUAACACCGAACUCCAUCCAGUAUGGGGUUUGGUAGAGGGAUGAGGGUGCCAUUAUGGGCCCUAGCAUUCAUGAUCUGCAGCAUCCAACAGAAAGCUUCUAGUGCAGAAGGUGAAUCGGGAAAGGUUACCAUCAUCCCACCAUUGACAACAACACCAGUUAUAACAUCCUUCAACUCAGCUCAUAAUGGGCAAGUCUGCAGCACGUGGGGCCAAUUCCACUACAAGACGUUUGAUGGGGACAUCUAUUAUUUCCCUGGGACCUGCAACUAUGUAUUUGCCUCCCAUUGCAAUGCUGCCUAUGAGGACUUCAACAUCCAGAUCAGGCGCACAAUGGUGAAAGACAUUCCCACUAUCAGUUCUGUCACCAUGCGGUUGGAUGGGACGGAUUUUGAAAUGCAAAAAGAUGCCAUUGUGGUGAAUGGUGACAGGGUUCAGCUGCCUUACACCGGAUCAGGAUUCGUUAUUGAGAAAUUUACCAUCUAUGUGAGAGUGAUUGUCAAGCUGGGCCUAACCUUACUGUGGAAUGAAAAGGACAGUCUAAUGCUGGAACUUGAUAAAAAAUAUGCCAAUCAGACCUGUGGACUUUGUGGGGAUUUUAACGGCAUUCCACAAUACAAUGAGUUUUAUUCAAACGGGGCCGAAAUAACUACUUUGCAGUUUGGGAAUAUGCAGAAAAUGAAUGGGCCGACAGAAGAAUGUGAGGAUCCUACGCCGGUCUCUCUGAGCAACUGCACUGAUGAAUUUGAGCUUUGCCAGCAUGUACUGACUGGCUCUUCAUUCUUUCAAUGCAAUGCUGUGGUGGGAGUUAAUGACUACAUUGAGGCUUGUGUACAAGACCUGUGCCUCUGUAAACAAGAAGACAUCACCUCCUGUCUCUGUGACACUUUUGCUGAAUAUUCCCGGCAAUGUGCUCAUGCUGGUGGGGAACCUCAGAACUGGAGAAGCCCAGACCUGUGCCCAAUGGAAUGCUCUUCCAACAUGCAGUAUCAAGAAUGUGAAUCACCCUGUACAGACACUUGCUCCAACUCUGAAAGAUCUCAGCUGUGUGAGGACCACUGUGUGGAUGGUUGCUUCUGUCCACCAGGAACUGUAUAUGAUGACAUUGACAAUGCUGGCUGCAUCCCCCACGAGCAGUGUUCCUGUGUUUAUAAUGGAAAAUCCUAUGCUCCAGGAACAACUUAUUCAGACAACUGCCGUUCUUGUUCCUGUGUUGGGGGCCAAUGGAACUGCAUAGAACUCCCAUGUCCUGGCAUUUGCUCAGUAGAAGGUGGAUCACACAUCUCCACUUUUGAUAAAAAACGUUAUAAUGUCCAUGGAGAUUGCGUUUACGUUCUCUCAAAGUUUUGUGGAGAUGAUACAUUUAGUGUUCUCGGAGAACUCCGCAAAUGUGGCCUGACAGAGACUGAGACAUGCUUGAAGAUGGUUGCCCUCAACAUCAAUGGAGACCAGACUACCAUUGUGAUCAGUCCUAAUGGUGGUGUAUUAGUCAACUCGCUCUACACUCAGUUGCCGCUAUCAGCAGCUAAUGUAACCAUGUUCAGACCUUCGUCCUUCUUCAUCAUUGUGCAUACAAACUUUGGCCUUCAGCUAGUAAUCCAGCUCGUACCCACAAUGCAAUUGUAUAUUCAUGUGGAUCCAUCUUUCAAAGGAAGGACUUGUGGUCUCUGUGGAAACUUUGACAAGCGCCAGAUGGAUGACUUCACAGCCAUAAGUGGAGUGGUGGAAGGAACAGCAUCUGCAUUUGCUAACACCUGGAAAACUCAGGCUGCAUGUCCCAACAUCAAACAAAGUUUUGAGGACCCUUGCACGCUUAGCAUUGAAAAUGAAAAAUACGCCCGACAUUGGUGUGGAUUGCUGACUGACUCGGAAGGACCUUUUGCUAAAUGUCAUGCCUCAGUUAAUCCAGCUUCUUAUCAUACGAAUUGCAUGUUUGACACCUGCAACUGUGAAAGAAGUGAGGAUUGCAUGUGUGCUGCCCUCUCUUCCUAUGUUAGAGCCUGUGCAGCUGAAAAAGUAGAGCUUCCAGGAUGGAGGACCAAUGUCUGUUCCAGAUACACCACUUCUUGCCCCAAAUCCCUGAAUUACAGCUAUUCCAUCAGUUCUUGUCAACCUACUUGCCGAUCUCUGAGUGAACCUGAUGUUACCUGCAAUGUCAAAUUUGUCCCAGUUGAUGGAUGCACCUGUGAAAGUGGAACCUACAUGGAUGAUUAUGGAAAAUGUGUACCUGCUAACAAAUGCCCAUGCUAUUACAAAGGAACGUCAAUACUCUCCGGUGAAGUGCUCCAUGACGUUGGUGUUUUGUGCACAUGCAGCCAAGGAAAGUUGAACUGCAUUGGUGAUGGGGACACAAAACAGGUCUGCGUUGCCCCCAUGGUCUACUUUAACUGCAGAAAUGCCACUGCAGGCCAAACUGGAGCUGAAUGCCAGAAAAGCUGUCAGACUCUUGAUAUGCACUGUUAUAGCACACAGUGUGUCUCUGGCUGCAUGUGCCCUGCUGGGCUGGUGUCAGAUGGUAAAGGGGGCUGCAUCGCUAUGGAAGAGUGUCCAUGCAUUCACAAUGAUGCCACAUAUCAGCCAGGAGAGAAGAUUAAAGUCAACUGUAACACCUGCGUAUGUAAGAACAGGAUGUGGGAAUGCACCAAGGACCGAUGCCUAGGUACCUGUGCUGUUUAUGGAGAUGGGCAUUAUAUCACCUUUGACGACAAGCGUUACAUUUUCAAUGGGAAAUGUGAAUAUACACUAGUUCAGGAUCACUGUGGACAGAACAACUCUGCCCCCGGAACAUUCCGAGUCAUCACCGAAAAUGUUCCCUGUGGUACUACUGGAACCACUUGCUCAAAAUCUAUUAAAGUCUUCUUUGGGAACUAUGAUCUGAUCCUCAGUGAGGAGCGCCAUGAAUUAAUACAAAGGGGUGAUGAAGGCCAAGUGCCUUACAAGAUUCGCUACAUGGGCAUGUAUUUGGUUAUUGAAGCAAACAAUGGGCUGAUCCUUUUAUGGGAUAAGAAAACCAGCGUAUUUAUCAAAUUACGUGAUGAUUUCAAGGGUCAGGUCUGUGGUUUAUGUGGGAACUAUGAUGGCAAUGGAAUGAAUGACUUCACUACCCGGAGUCAGUCUGUAGUAAGUGAUGUGCUGGAGUUUGGUAAUAGUUGGAAGGUGUCUCCCACAUGUCCUGAAGCCAAAUGCACAAAGGAUCCUUGCUUCAAGAACCCUUACAGAAAGUCCUGGGCACAGAAGCAAUGCAGCAUCAUCAACAGCAAGGCCUUUGCUGCCUGCCACUCUCAGGUUGAGCCAACGAGAUAUUACGAAGCUUGUGUAACUGAUUCCUGCGCUUGUGACACGGGGGGAGAUUGUGAAUGCUUCUGUACAGCUGUAGCUGCGUAUGCUCAAGCAUGUAGUGAAUUUGGAGUGUGCAUAUCAUGGAGAACACCAUCAUUCUGUCCAAUGUUCUGUGAUUAUUACAAUGAUGAACGUGAAUGUGAAUGGCACUACAAGCCUUGUGGAGCCCCAUGCAUGAAGACAUGCAGAAACCCAAGCGGGAGAUGCCAUUAUCAGUUGCCUGGCUUGGAAGGCUGCUACCCACACUGUCCAGCAGACAGGCCUUAUUUCAAUGAGGAUGAGAUGACGUGUGUUGAUGUGUGUGGCUGUUAUGAUGAUCAGGGUAACUAUCAUCCACUAGGAAAAACAUUUGACUCAAGAAAGACAUGUCAGGCAUGUACAUGCACCAGUAAAGGCAUAGAGUGUAACUACGAUGCCAAAGCAUGCUACUGCUAUUAUGAAGGAAAGACAUAUAUCUACAAGGAUGUCAUCUACAACACCACAGAUGGCUUAGGCUGGUGCAUGAUUGCAACGUGUGAUGUCAAUGGAACAAUCCACAGAGAACUAUUCAGAUGUGGUGGGACUACCACAAUACCACCUACAGUUUCAACUGCAACACCAAAAUCCACUACACCGCAAACAACAGUGUGUGUCCAUAGAACAUGUGAAUGGACAGAAUGGUAUGAUGUCAGCUACCCUAAAUUUGGACGAGACAAUGGGGAUUAUGAAACACCAGAGAAAAUAAGAGAUAGAGGAAACAAAGUAUGUAAAAUGCCAGAUGAAGUGGAAUGCAGAGCUCAGCGCUUUCCUAAUGAAAGCAUAGAAACCCUUGGACAAAACGUACAAUGUUCCAAGUCUAACGGUUUGAUAUGCAACAAUAAGGAUCAGACACCACCAAUCUGCCUGAAUUUUGAAAUCAGGUUCCUAUGCUGCCUAUACACACCAUGUGGUGCAUCAACAACUCCAGCAACACCAGAAAUAACAACAGCAGGAUCCAGAACUACAUCUAAAGUGACAGGUGGCAUAACAACCACCCUGACACCCCUUCUUACCACUACGGCAGGAAGCAUCACUACCGGUUGCCAACCCAAAUGCCAGUGGACCCCUUGGUUCAGUUUUCACACUCCAAGCUCCGACCCUGGGGAUGGCGAUCGCGAGGACAUUAAGAGCAUCCAGGCAUCGGGCGGUACCAUCUGCGAGCACCCUCAAAAGGUGGAGUGCAGAGGAGUGGACUACAAAGAGCUCAGCGCAUCUGAACUUGGACAGAACAUGAUCUGCGAUAUCAACACUGGACUCCUUUGUGAGAAUGCCAAACAGAAAGGGAAGUACAAGAUCUGUUACGACUAUGAGAUGAGAGCACUGUGUUGCGACUACAAGCACUGUGAAACCACGCCAGCGCCACUGGUCACAACAAGUGCCACCACCACAGAAGCCCCAGGUAGCACAGUGGGCAAGAGCACGGCUCCAGCAUCCUCCACGGGCUCUACACCACCUCCUGUUGUUCCCACCACCACCGAAAGCACCACCCUUGUUUCCACAACACCAGGAGAAACCACAGGAAAGCCAACAACCACAGAAACACCAGGCAGCACGGCAGGCAAGAGCACGGCUCCAGCUUCCUCCACGGGCUCCACGCCACCUCCCGUUGUAUUCACCACCACCGAAAGCACCCCCCUUGUUCCGACAACUCCAGGAGUUACAACAAGAAAGCCAACCACCACCACCCACUCAACGCCGCUUUCCACCCUCCCUCUCACAACACCAGGCUCAGUCAGCACUGCUGCCGUCUCCACUGGAGUGGUCCCCACGGUGACAGCCACAACACUCCAGUCCACUCCUGUUUCCAAGCCUUCCUCAACAAUACCCACCACCGGGACCACUGCACAAACCCCUCCAGGCCUGCUGACCACAACAACCACCCUGGCUCCCCUUGUUACCACUACACCAGGAAGCACCACUACCGGUUGCCAACCCAAAUGCCAGUGGACCUCUUGGUUCAGUUUUCACACUCCAAGCUCCGACCCUGGGGAUGGCGAUCGCGAGGACAUUAAGAGCAUCCAGGCAUCGGGCGGUACCAUCUGCGAUCACCCUCAAAAGGUGGAGUGCAGAGGAGUGGACUACAAAGAGCUCAGCGCAUCUGAACUUGGACAGAACAUGAUCUGCGAUAUCAACACUGGACUCCUUUGUGAGAAUGCCAAACAGAAAGGGAAGUACAAGAUCUGUUACGACUAUGAGAUGAGAGCACUGUGUUGCGACUACAAGCACUGUGAAACCACGCCAGCGCCACUGGUCACAACAAGUGCCACCACCACAGAAGCCCCAGGUAGCACAGUGGGCAAGAGCACGGCUCCAGCAUCCUCCACGGGCUCUACACCACCUCCUGUUGUUCCCACCACCACCGAAAGCACCACCCUUGUUUCCACAACACCAGGAGAAACCACAGGAAAGCCAACAACCACAGAAACACCAGGCAGCACGGCAGGCAAGAGCACGGCUCCAGCUUCCUCCACGGGCUCCACGCCACCUCCCGUUGUAUUCACCACCACCGAAAGCACCACCCUUGUUCCGACAACUCCAGGAGUUACAACAAGAAAGCCAACCACCACCACCCACUCAACGCCGCUUUCCACCCUCCCUCUCACAACACCAGGCUCAGUCAGCACUGCUGCCGUCUCCACUGGAGUGGUCCCCACGGUGACAGCCACAACACUCCAGUCCACUCCUGUUUCCAAGCCUUCCUCAACAAUACCCACCACCGGGACCACUGCACAAACCCCUCCAGGCCUGCUGACCACAACAACCACCCUGGCUCCCCUUGUUACCACUACACCAGGAAGCACCACUACCGGUUGCCAACCCAAAUGCCAGUGGACCUCUUGGUUCAGUUUUCACACUCCAAGCUCCGACCCUGGGGAUGGCGAUCGCGAGGACAUUAAGAGCAUCCAGGCAUCGGGCGGUACCAUCUGCGAUCACCCUCAAAAGGUGGAGUGCAGAGGAGUGGACUACAAAGAGCUCAGCGCAUCUGAACUUGGACAGAACAUGAUCUGCGAUAUCAACACUGGACUCCUUUGUGAGAAUGCCAAACAGAAAGGGAAGUACAAGAUCUGUUACGACUAUGAGAUGAGAGCACUGUGUUGCGACUACAAGCACUGUGAAACCACGCCAGCGCCACUGGUCACAACAAGUGCCACCACCACAGAAGCCCCAGGUAGCACAGUGGGCAAGAGCACGGCUCCAGCAUCCUCCACGGGCUCUACACCACCUCCUGUUGUUCCCACCACCACCGAAAGCACCACCCUUGUUUCCACAACACCAGGAGAAACCACAGGAAAGCCAACAACCACAGAAACACCAGGCAGCACGGCAGGCAAGAGCACGGCUCCAGCUUCCUCCACGGGCUCCACGCCACCUCCCGUUGUAUUCACCACCACCGAAAGCACCACCCUUGUUCCGACAACUCCAGGAGUUACAACAAGAAAGCCAACCACCACCACCCACUCAACGCCGCUUUCCACCCUCCCUCUCACAACACCAGGCUCAGUCAGCACUGCUGCCGUCUCCACUGGAGUGGUCCCCACGGUGACAGCCACAACACUCCAGUCCACUCCUGUUUCCAAGCCUUCCUCAACAAUACCCACCACCGGGACCACUGCACAAACCCCUCCAGGCCUGCUGACCACAACAACCACCUUGGCUCCCCUUGUUACCACUACACCAGGAAGCACCACUACCGGUUGCCAACCCAAAUGCCAGUGGACCUCUUGGUUCAGUUUUCACACUCCAAGCUCCGACCCUGGGGAUGGCGAUCGCGAGGACAUUAAGAGCAUCCAGGCAUCGGGCGGUACCAUCUGCGAUCACCCUCAAAAGGUGGAGUGCAGAGGAGUGGACUACAAAGAGCUCAGCGCAUCUGAACUUGGACAGAACAUGAUCUGCGAUAUCAACACUGGACUCCUUUGUGAGAAUGCCAAACAGAAAGGGAAGUACAAGAUCUGUUACGACUAUGAGAUGAGAGCACUGUGUUGCGACUACAAGCACUGUGAAACCACGCCAGCGCCACUGGUCACAACAAGUGCCACCACCACAGAAGCCCCAGGUAGCACAGUGGGCAAGAGCACGGCUCCAGCAUCCUCCACGGGCUCUACACCACCUCCUGUUGUUCCCACCACCACCGAAAGCACCACCCUUGUUUCCACAACACCAGGAGAAACCACAGGAAAGCCAACAACCACAGAAACACCAGGCAGCACGGCAGGCAAGAGCACGGCUCCAGCUUCCUCCACGGGCUCCACGCCACCUCCCGUUGUAUUCACCACCACCGAAAGCACCACCCUUGUUCCGACAACUCCAGGAGUUACAACAAGAAAGCCAACCACCACCACCCACUCAACGCCGCUUUCCACCCUCCCUCUCACAACACCAGGCUCAGUCAGCACUGCUGCCGUCUCCACUGGAGUGGUCCCCACGGUGACAGCCACAACACUCCAGUCCACUCCUGUUUCCAAGCCUUCCUCAACAAUACCCACCACCGGGACCACUGCACAAACCCCUCCAGGCCUGCUGACCACAACAACCACCUUGGCUCCCCUUGUUACCACUACACCAGGAAGCACCACUACCGGUUGCCAACCCAAAUGCCAGUGGACCUCUUGGUUCAGUUUUCACACUCCAAGCUCCGACCCUGGGGAUGGCGAUCGCGAGGACAUUAAGAGCAUCCAGGCAUCGGGCGGUACCAUCUGCGAUCACCCUCAAAAGGUGGAGUGCAGAGGAGUGGACUACAAAGAGCUCAGCGCAUCUGAACUUGGACAGAACAUGAUCUGCGAUAUCAACACUGGACUCCUUUGUGAGAAUGCCAAACAGAAAGGGAAGUACAAGAUCUGUUACGACUAUGAGAUGAGAGCACUGUGUUGCGACUACAAGCACUGUGAAACCACGCCAGCGCCACUGGUCACAACAAGUGCCACCACCACAGAAGCCCCAGGUAGCACAGUGGGCAAGAGCACGGCUCCAGCAUCCUCCACGGGCUCUACACCACCUCCUGUUGUUCCCACCACCACCGAAAGCACCACCCUUGUUUCCACAACACCAGGAGAAACCACAGGAAAGCCAACAACCACAGAAACACCAGGCAGCACGGCAGGCAAGAGCACGGCUCCAGCUUCCUCCACGGGCUCCACGCCACCUCCCGUUGUAUUCACCACCACCGAAAGCACCACCCUUGUUCCGACAACUCCAGGAGUUACAACAAGAAAGCCAACCACCACCACCCACUCAACGCCGCUUUCCACCCUCCCUCUCACAACACCAGGCUCAGUCAGCACUGCUGCCGUCUCCACUGGAGUGGUCCCCACGGUGACAGCCACAACACUCCAGUCCACUCCUGUUUCCAAGCCUUCCUCAACAAUACCCACCACCGGGACCACUGCACAAACCCCUCCAGGCCUGCUGACCACAACAACCACCUUGGCUCCCCUUGUUACCACUACACCAGGAAGCACCACUACCGGUUGCCAACCCAAAUGCCAGUGGACCUCUUGGUUCAGUUUUCACACUCCAAGCUCCGACCCUGGGGAUGGCGAUCGCGAGGACAUUAAGAGCAUCCAGGCAUCGGGCGGUACCAUCUGCGAUCACCCUCAAAAGGUGGAGUGCAGAGGAGUGGACUACAAAGAGCUCAGCGCAUCUGAACUUGGACAGAACAUGAUCUGCGAUAUCAACACUGGACUCCUUUGUGAGAAUGCCAAACAGAAAGGGAAGUACAAGAUCUGUUACGACUAUGAGAUGAGAGCACUGUGUUGCGACUACAAGCACUGUGAAACCACGCCAGCGCCACUGGUCACAACAAGUGCCACCACCACAGAAGCCCCAGGCAGCACGGCAGGCAAGAGCACGGCUCCAGCUUCCUCCACGGGCUCCACGCCACCUCCCGUUGUAUUCACCACCACCGAAAGCACCACCCUUGUUCCGACAACUCCAGGAGUUACAACAAGAAAGCCAACCACCACCUCCCACUCAACGCCGCUUUCCACCCUCCCUCUCACAACACCAGGCUCAGUCAGCACUGCUGCCGUCUCCACUGGAGUGGUCCCCACGGUGACAGCCACAACACUCCAGUCCACUCCUGUUUCCAAGCCUUCCUCAACAAUACCCACCACCGGGACCACUGCACAAACCCCUCCAGGCCUGCUGACCACAACAACCACCUUGGCUCCCCUUCUUACCACUACACCAGGAAGCACCACUACCGGUUGCCAACCCAAAUGCCAGUGGACCUCUUGGUUCAGUUUUCACACUCCAAGCUCCAACCCUGGGGAUGGCGAUCGCGAGGACAUUAAGAGCAUCCAGGCAUCGGGCGGUACCAUCUGCGAUCACCCUCAAAAGGUGGAGUGCAGAGGAGUGGACUACAAAGAGCUCAGCGCAUCUGAACUUGGACAGAACAUGAUCUGCGAUAUCAACACUGGACUCCUUUGUGAGAAUGCCAAACAGAAAGGGAAGUACAAGAUCUGUUACGACUAUGAGAUGAGAGCACUGUGUUGCGACUACAAGCACUGUGAAACCACGCCAGCGCCACUGGUCACAACAAGUGCCACCACCACAGAAGCCCCAGGUAGCACAGUGGGCAAGAGCACGGCUCCAGCAUCCUCCACGGGCUCUACACCACCUCCUGUUGUUCCCACCACCACCGAAAGCACCACCCUUGUUUCCACAACACCAGGAGAAACCACAGGAAAGCCAACAACCACAGAAACACCAGGCAGCACGGCAGGCAAGAGCACGGCUCCAGCUUCCUCCACGGGCUCCACGCCACCUCCCGUUGUAUUCACCACCACCGAAAGCACCACCCUUGUUCCGACAACUCCAGGAGUUACAACAAGAAAGCCAACCACCACCACCCACUCAACGCCGCUUUCCACCCUCCCUCUCACAACACCAGGCUCAGUCAGCACUGCUGCCGUCUCCACUGGAGUGGUCCCCACGGUGACAGCCACAACACUCCAGUCCACUCCUGUUUCCAAGCCUUCCUCAACAAUACCCACCACCGGGACCACUGCACAAACCCCUCCAGGCCUGCUGACCACAACAACCACCUUGGCUCCCCUUGUUACCACUACACCAGGAAGCACCACUACCGGUUGCCAACCCAAAUGCCAGUGGACCUCUUGGUUCAGUUUUCACACUCCAAGCUCCGACCCUGGGGAUGGCGAUCGCGAGGACAUUAAGAGCAUCCAGGCAUCGGGCGGUACCAUCUGCGAUCACCCUCAAAAGGUGGAGUGCAGAGGAGUGGACUACAAAGAGCUCAGCGCAUCUGAACUUGGACAGAACAUGAUCUGCGAUAUCAACACUGGACUCCUUUGUGAGAAUGCCAAACAGAAAGGGAAGUACAAGAUCUGUUACGACUAUGAGAUGAGAGCACUGUGUUGCGACUACAAGCACUGUGAAACCACGCCAGCGCCACUGGUCACAACAAGUGCCACCACCACAGAAGCCCCAGGUAGCACAGUGGGCAAGAGCACGGCUCCAGCAUCCUCCACGGGCUCUACACCACCUCCUGUUGUUCCCACCACCACCGAAAGCACCACCCUUGUUUCCACAACACCAGGAGAAACCACAGGAAAGCCAACAACCACAGAAACACCAGGCAGCACGGCAGGCAAGAGCACGGCUCCAGCUUCCUCCACGGGCUCCACGCCACCUCCCGUUGUAUUCACCACCACCGAAAGCACCACCCUUGUUCCGACAACUCCAGGAGUUACAACAAGAAAGCCAACCACCACCACCCACUCAACGCCGCUUUCCACCCUCCCUCUCACAACACCAGGCUCAGUCAGCACUGCUGCCGUCUCCACUGGAGUGGUCCCCACGGUGACAGCCACAACACUCCAGUCCACUCCUGUUUCCAAGCCUUCCUCAACAAUACCCACCACCGGGACCACUGCACAAACCCCUCCAGGCCUGCUGACCACAACAACCACCUUGGCUCCCCUUGUUACCACUACACCAGGAAGCACCACUACCGGUUGCCAACCCAAAUGCCAGUGGACCUCUUGGUUCAGUUUUCACACUCCAAGCUCCGACCCUGGGGAUGGCGAUCGCGAGGACAUUAAGAGCAUCCAGGCAUCGGGCGGUACCAUCUGCGAUCACCCUCAAAAGGUGGAGUGCAGAGGAGUGGACUACAAAGAGCUCAGCGCAUCUGAACUUGGACAGAACAUGAUCUGCGAUAUCAACACUGGACUCCUUUGUGAGAAUGCCAAACAGAAAGGGAAGUACAAGAUCUGUUACGACUAUGAGAUGAGAGCACUGUGUUGCGACUACAAGCACUGUGAAACCACGCCAGCGCCACUGGUCACAACAAGUGCCACCACCACAGAAGCCCCAGGUAGCACAGUGGGCAAGAGCACGGCUCCAGCAUCCUCCACGGGCUCUACACCACCUCCUGUUGUUCCCACCACCACCGAAAGCACCACCCUUGUUUCCACAACACCAGGAGAAACCACAGGAAAGCCAACAACCACAGAAACACCAGGCAGCACGGCAGGCAAGAGCACGGCUCCAGCUUCCUCCACGGGCUCCACGCCACCUCCCGUUGUAUUCACCACCACCGAAAGCACCACCCUUGUUCCGACAACUCCAGGAGUUACAACAAGAAAGCCAACCACCACCACCCACUCAACGCCGCUUUCCACCCUCCCUCUCACAACACCAGGCUCAGUCAGCACUGCUGCCGUCUCCACUGGAGUGGUCCCCACGGUGACAGCCACAACACUCCAGUCCACUCCUGUUUCCAAGCCUUCCUCAACAAUACCCACCACCGGGACCACUGCACAAACCCCUCCAGGCCUGCUGACCACAACAACCACCUUGGCUCCCCUUGUUACCACUACACCAGGAAGCACCACUACCGGUUGCCAACCCAAAUGCCAGUGGACCUCUUGGUUCAGUUUUCACACUCCAAGCUCCGACCCUGGGGAUGGCGAUCGCGAGGACAUUAAGAGCAUCCAGGCAUCGGGCGGUACCAUCUGCGAUCACCCUCAAAAGGUGGAGUGCAGAGGAGUGGACUACAAAGAGCUCAGCGCAUCUGAACUUGGACAGAACAUGAUCUGCGAUAUCAACACUGGACUCCUUUGUGAGAAUGCCAAACAGAAAGGGAAGUACAAGAUCUGUUACGACUAUGAGAUGAGAGCACUGUGUUGCGACUACAAGCACUGUGAAACCACGCCAGCGCCACUGGUCACAACAAGUGCCACCACCACAGAAGCCCCAGGUAGCACAGUGGGCAAGAGCACGGCUCCAGCAUCCUCCACGGGCUCUACACCACCUCCUGUUGUUCCCACCACCACCGAAAGCACCACCCUUGUUUCCACAACACCAGGAGAAACCACAGGAAAGCCAACAACCACAGAAACACCAGGCAGCACGGCAGGCAAGAGCACGGCUCCAGCUUCCUCCACGGGCUCCACGCCACCUCCCGUUGUAUUCACCACCACCGAAAGCACCACCCUUGUUCCGACAACUCCAGGAGUUACAACAAGAAAGCCAACCACCACCACCCACUCAACGCCGCUUUCCACCCUCCCUCUCACAACACCAGGCUCAGUCAGCACUGCUGCCGUCUCCACUGGAGUGGUCCCCACGGUGACAGCCACAACACUCCAGUCCACUCCUGUUUCCAAGCCUUCCUCAACAAUACCCACCACCGGGACCACUGCACAAACCCCUCCAGGCCUGCUGACCACAACAACCACCUUGGCUCCCCUUGUUACCACUACACCAGGAAGCACCACUACCGGUUGCCAACCCAAAUGCCAGUGGACCUCUUGGUUCAGUUUUCACACUCCAAGCUCCGACCCUGGGGAUGGCGAUCGCGAGGACAUUAAGAGCAUCCAGGCAUCGGGCGGUACCAUCUGCGAUCACCCUCAAAAGGUGGAGUGCAGAGGAGUGGACUACAAAGAGCUCAGCGCAUCUGAACUUGGACAGAACAUGAUCUGCGAUAUCAACACUGGACUCCUUUGUGAGAAUGCCAAACAGAAAGGGAAGUACAAGAUCUGUUACGACUAUGAGAUGAGAGCACUGUGUUGCGACUACAAGCACUGUGAAACCACGCCAGCGCCACUGGUCACAACAAGUGCCACCACCACAGAAGCCCCAGGUAGCACAGUGGGCAAGAGCACGGCUCCAGCAUCCUCCACGGGCUCUACACCACCUCCUGUUGUUCCCACCACCACCGAAAGCACCACCCUUGUUUCCACAACACCAGGAGAAACCACAGGAAAGCCAACAACCACAGAAACACCAGGCAGCACGGCAGGCAAGAGCACGGCUCCAGCUUCCUCCACGGGCUCCACGCCACCUCCCGUUGUAUUCACCACCACCGAAAGCACCACCCUUGUUCCGACAACUCCAGGAGUUACAACAAGAAAGCCAACCACCACCACCCACUCAACGCCGCUUUCCACCCUCCCUCUCACAACACCAGGCUCAGUCAGCACUGCUGCCGUCUCCACUGGAGUGGUCCCCACGGUGACAGCCACAACACUCCAGUCCACUCCUGUUUCCAAGCCUUCCUCAACAAUACCCACCACCGGGACCACUGCACAAACCCCUCCAGGCCUGCUGACCACAACAACCACCCUGGCUCCCCUUGUUACCACUACACCAGGAAGCACCACUACCGGUUGCCAACCCAAAUGCCAGUGGACCUCUUGGUUCAGUUUUCACACUCCAAGCUCCGACCCUGGGGAUGGCGAUCGCGAGGACAUUAAGAGCAUCCAGGCAUCGGGCGGUACCAUCUGCGAUCACCCUCAAAAGGUGGAGUGCAGAGGAGUGGACUACAAAGAGCUCAGCGCAUCUGAACUUGGACAGAACAUGAUCUGCGAUAUCAACACUGGACUCCUUUGUGAGAAUGCCAAACAGAAAGGGAAGUACAAGAUCUGUUACGACUAUGAGAUGAGAGCACUGUGUUGCGACUACAAGCACUGUGAAACCACGCCAGCGCCACUGGUCACAACAAGUGCCACCACCACAGAAGCCCCAGGUAGCACAGUGGGCAAGAGCACAGCUCCAGUAUCCUCCACGGGCUCUACACCACCUCCUGUUGUUCCCACCACCACCGAAAGCACCACCCUUGUUUCCACAACACCAGGAGAAACCACAGGAAAGCCAACAACCACAGAAACACCAGGCAGCACGGCAGGCAAGAGCACGGCUCCAGCUUCCUCCACGGGCUCUACGCCACCUCCUGUUGUUCACACCACCACCGAAAGCACCACCCUUGUUCCGACAACUCCAGGAGUUACAACAAGAAAGCCAACCACCACCACCCACUCAACGCCGCUUUCCACCCUCCCUCUCACAACACCAGGCUCAGUCAGCACUGCUGCCGUCUCCACUGGAGUGGUCCCCACGGUGACAGCCACAACACUCCAGUCCACUCCUGUUUCCAAGCCUUCCUCAACAAUACCCACCGCCGGGACCACUGCACAAACCCCUCCAGGCCUGCUGACCACAACAACCACCCUGGCUCCCCUUGUUACCACUACGCUAGAAAGUACCUCUACUGUGUGCCUCCCUAAGUGUAACUGGACCUCCUGGUAUGAUUUGCACCGUCCUACCAGCAGUCCAGAUGAUGGCGAUAUAGAGAAUUUUGAGACCAUUCGAAAAGCUGGAGGAAAUAUUUGCAAACAUCCACAAGACAUUGAAUGCAGAGCUGAGAAUCACCCUGAUGUCAGCCUGUAUCUGCUUGGUCAGGAAGUGCAAUGUAACCUCCAUGUUGGACUUUUGUGCGAAAAUUCAAAGCAAACAGACAAAAUGUGUUAUAACUUCCAGGUUAGAUACCAGUGCUGUGAAUACAAGCCCUGCCAUCCUAGCACAACACCACUGAGCACACCUGCUGCUUCUACCACAGAAAAACCUGGCAGCACCGCAGGCAAAAGCACAACUCCAGCAUCCUCCACAGGUUCUACGCCACCUCCCAUUGUAUUUACCACCACCCAAAGCUCCACUCUUGUUUCCACAACUCCAGGAGUAACCACAGGAAAGCCAACGACCACAGAAACACCAGGCAGCACUGCUGGCAAGAGUACAGCUCCAGCAUCCUCCACAGGUUCUACGCCACCUCCCAUUGUAUUCACCACCACCGAAAGCACCACCCUUGUUUCUACAACACCAGGAGUAACCACAGGAAAGCCAACAACCACAGAAACACCAGGCAGCACUGCUGGCAAGAGUACAGCUCCAGCAUCCUCCACAGCUUCUACACCACCUCCCAUUGUAGUCACUACCACCCAAAGCACCACCCUUCUUUCCACCACUCCUGGAAUUACAACAGGAAACCCCAUGACCACCAUCCCUUUCUCAACCCCUGGCUCCGUCAGCACACCUUCCAUCACUUCUGGAGUGGCUUCCACCGUUUCAACCACAUCUCUUCCAUCUACCCAUGUUUCCAUACCUGUGUCGACGAUAUCCACUACUGGGAUUACUGUAGAAACAGCAACUGUCCCUACCAGAGUGCCAUUUUCCACUAAGCCUUUGGUCGUUGUUACAACAGCAGCAACAAGUACUUCCAUACCUUCUACAACAGGAACUACAACAGUCACUUUGAGCAGAACAACUCCAUGUUUCUGCCGUGUGCCCGGAUUUAGUAAGGGCUUGUUUUCUCCUGGGGAAGUAAUAUACAAUAGAACUGAUAGUUCCGGAUGCAGUUUUUAUGCAGUUUGCAACAGAAGCUGUGAAAUUGAGGUGUUCCAGGGACCAUGUCCUUCAACAACUCCUUCCCACCCAUCAACACCAUCAGUUACAACUGCAGGAACCCAGCCUUCUCCGUCACCCACUACUGUAGUUCCAUCAACCAGAGUAUACACUACUGCAGCUGUAUCAACCCCCACAACUCCUGUAACAGGUUGCCCUGAUAUUGAUCCACCAAGAAAGACCAAUGAAACUUGGAUGUUUAACAACUGCACUGUGGCAACUUGUGAAGGAAACAACAAAAUAGUUCUGAAGCCGCAACCACCUGUAGAGAAGACAGUAUGUGUGAGUGGACUCCCACCGAUAAAAAUAGUAGAUAAGGAUGGCUGUGUCGAACGCUAUGAAUGUGAAUGUAUUUGCACUGGUUGGGAUGCUAACUAUCUGACAUUUGAUGGCACUUAUUACACUUUCUAUGACAACUGCACUUACAUCUUGGUGAAAGAGAUUGUGAAUAUACAUGGAAACCUCAGUGUUUUGCUUGACAAUUAUUUCUGUGAUGUCACUAACAAUCAGCCCUGUUCCAGAGCCAUCAUUGUAAAUUACAACUCAAUGGAAGUUGUGCUAAGCAGCGAAGUGCAUGAAGGAGUGAGAAUUAACAAGAUUUUUUUCAACCAUGAGCCGGUCAAUGGAGAUUUCACCAAAUAUGGUAUUUCUGUCACCAGUACUGGAACUGUCAUGAGUGUCGAAAUCCCUGCACUCCAAGCUUUUAUAUCUUUCAACGGGCUCACUUUCUCAAUAAAACUCCCCUUUGACCUAUUUCAGCAUAACACAGAGGGGCAAUGUGGGGUAUGUUCAAAUGACAAGACAGAUGACUGCCGCCUCCCCAACGGCCAUGAAGCUUCCUCUUGCUCAGAAAUGGCCAGCUACUGGAAGACCUACGAUAAAAACAAGCCCCAUUGCUAUGGAGUACCAACAACAUCACCUCCGACAACAACACCGCAUGAGCCAAGAACGACAACACCAGCACCAACACCCUGCACCACUCCAUCUCCUCUGUGUGAGCUGAUUGUGAGCGAUGUCUUUGAAGAAUGCCAUAAGGUUCUGCCUCCCAGAAUAUACUAUGAAGACUGCCUCCUUGAAGCCUGUCAGUCUUCCAAUGAUUCUGUGCCUUGCUACAAUUUGGAGAUAUAUGCUUCCCUCUGCAUAGCUAAAGGGGUUUGUACUGACUGGAGGAACAUGACGCUAGGAAAAUGCCCAUACCACUGCCCCAAAGACAAGGUGUACAAUGCAUGUGGCCCCAUUCACCCUGUCACCUGUGAUGAUGGACCAACCAAAGAUACAAGUGAGCAUGUUGCUGAAGGAUGCUUCUGCCCAGAGGACAAAAUCCUCUUCAAUACAUACACGGAUAUCUGUGUCAAAACAUGUGGCUGCGUGGGACCAGACGGAUUGCCCAAACCACCUGGCUCCUCAUGGAAGAGCAACUGUCAAGAGUGUAUUUGUGACCCAUUGACUGAGAGCGUCCAGUGCAAGCCACAGACCUGUGUGUCAUCGGAACCACCCAAAUGUGAGAAAGAAGGGUUUGUGCCUGUCCCUGUGCUGACACCAAAAGACCCAUGCUGUCCAGAACUUCAAUGCAAAUGCAAUACUACUACCUGCUCCAACGAAAAGAAACCUUGUGAACUUGGAUACGAGGCAACCCCAGUCCUGCUUGAAGGAGACUGCUGUGUCAGCUUUCCCUGUAUACCAAUCCCAGAUGUCUGUCUUGUCAAUGGAACACUUUACAGGGUGCUAGAACAGAGUUCUGGCAAGUUCCGGCUGAAAAAAAUCCUUGCCUGUCACCCUCACUGGCCAUUGGGCAUGCUGACUGGGGCUGGGGGAAGUUGGAGCCCAACACCUAGAGGGCCACGGCUUGCACCUCCCUGCCUAAACCAUGCAAUGAUUUGCAUGUGCAAAUCUUCACUGACUGCUGUGCUGUUGAGUUGGCUGCAUCAUCCCCAAAGCAGCCAUUUUUCCAGUCAAACUUCUGCUUACAAAGCUGAAAUGCCUGUUCCUAGCAAGCCUUGUGAAACAUGUGUCUGCAGCUCUGAAAAGGACCCAGACUCCAAUACAAAUCUUGUAAAAUGUCAACCAGUUACAUGUGAUAAGGAUUGCCAAGAGGGUUAUGAGUACCAGGUAGAAGCUGGGGAGUGUUGUGGAAAGUGUGUCCAGAAUGCAUGCAUAAUCAACAUGAAUGAAACCACUGAGAUACUACAGCCUGGUGAUAUUUGGCCACCAGGAGGAAAUAACUGCAGCUACUACGAAUGUGAGCAAAUGAAUGAUACAUUCAUUCUGGUCCAAUCUAAAAGGAAAUGUCCCAUCAUUCAUCCAGAGGAGUGUGAAUCUCAUGAACUUGAACUGACUCCUGAUGGCUGCUGUGAAACAUGUAAACCUAAAACGAAUGACUGCAAGGUUCACAAGAACCAAACUCUUAUACGUCAGAGUGAAUGCAUAUCUUCUGAAGUUGUGGAACUGACCUACUGUGAAGGGGCUUGUCCAAGCUCUUCAAAGUAUUCCAGUGAGGCAAAUGCAAUGCAACGUGAGUGUACCUGCUGCCAGGAGCUCAAGAGCCAUAGGAGAAAGGUGACCUUGACAUGCCAGGAUGGCAGAAGCAUUGACUAUGACUACAUCUACGUGGAUGAGUGUCAGUGCAUGACUGCGUGCAUUCCACAAUCCAAAAUUUAGCUACAGGAAGAGGAAAAAGUAGUGAAUUUGCAUUCGUCACGGGAAAAAGAACCCAACAUGUUCCAAAGCAGCUAAAACCAGUCGCCAUCUAAAUGCUACUUCAUGUCUCUCACUAUGUCCCUGAAAAGGUCAAUAGUAGCCUUUUUCUUGGUCAGCUGCCUAACCAAAUUAAUGUUCUAUUUCCUGCAUGAUCAUUUUUGGUCAUUUUGGCUAGCUAUUUGCAAAAACAAGUGCAUUUAGAAAACCCUCCAAGGAUCCCUAUAAAUAUAAUAAAAUGAUAGAAAUGUAUAACAUUGUACUGUAGAAAACUAAACUUCUGCUUCAAAUUUUCUGUGCAAUGCUGUUUAUUUUUUGGCAACUAUCUUUUAAAUUACUGAGCAACCUUUGCUACAGAAGGAGUGUUUUGUAUAGUGUCAGCAGGCAUGUGACUUUGACAAAGAUAAAACUGCUUUCCUUUUCACUCUUGUUUCUUAAGAUUAAUAAAAAAAUUAAGCAUGUUUCAA